Hemicordylus capensis (graceful crag lizard) is the source of this 2237-nucleotide messenger RNA. RefSeq names its product spermine oxidase (gene SMOX). The coding region runs from base 229 to 1836 and encodes 535 amino acids. Lineage: Eukaryota; Metazoa; Chordata; Lepidosauria; Squamata; Cordylidae. Gene Ontology annotation, molecular function: polyamine oxidase activity. The record is from RefSeq and is a predicted model, not a curated record. The transcript is spliced from 8 exons.
AGGAGGGAGGCCGGGCCGUUGCCGCCGCCGGUCGUCGCCUCGUCGCAGAGCCAGCAGCCGCCCGAGUCGCGGGGUCCGGAGGGCGCCGCCGCCGCCGCCAGUCGCCACGCCGCCGCCGAGCCCCUUCGCCACCGCCAGAGAGAGCAUCUCCCUGGUCUCAUGUGGGAGCUCAGCCUGCAGAACGUCUCCUUGCAGAAGCAGGUUCCUUAGAAAGAGAGCUUGGACGGCAUGCAAAGUAGUGAAAUAUCUGCAGACAGCACUGAUGAUCCUCUUAGUAGUGGCCUACGGAAAAAACGACAGCCGCGAAUAGUAGUUAUCGGCGCGGGGCUUGCAGGCCUUUCGGCGACAAAAACUCUCCUGGAAAACGGUUUCACAGAUGUGACUGUCCUCGAAGCGUCUGACCGAAUCGGAGGCAGAGUACAAAGCGUGAAGUUUGAAAACGCUACUUUUGAACUGGGAGCUACGUGGAUCCAUGGUUCAAAUGGAAAUCCAGUCUAUCAUCUAGCAGAAGAUAAUGGCUUACUGGAAGAGACGACCGAAGGCGAGAGGAGCGUGGGCCGUAUCAGCCUCUACUCCAAGAAUGGGGUGGCAUAUCACCUCACCAACAACGGUCAAAGAAUCCCGAAAGAUGUGGUUGAAGAAUUCAGUGAUUUAUACAACGAGGUCUAUAACCUGACUCAGGAGUUCUUCCAGAGUGGUAAACCAGUCAAUGCCGAGAGCAAGAACAGCGUGGGUGUAUUCACGCGAGACGUUGUGCGCACGCGCAUCAAAGCCGAUCCAGAUGACUCGGAGGCGAUCAGGAGGCUGAAGCUCGCCAUGAUCCAGCAAUACCUUAAGGUGGAAAGUUGUGAAAGCAGCUCCCACAGCAUGGAUGAGGUCUCACUCAGUGAAUUUGGGGAGUGGACCGAAAUCCCUGGGGCCCAUCACAUCAUCCCUUGCGGCUUCAUGAAAAUAGUGGAGAUCCUGUCCCGUUCCAUCCCGGAGUCGGUCAUCCAGCUGAACAAGGCGGUCAAGUGCAUCCACUGGAACCAGUCCAUCAGCAAGGAGAUAGAGCACGUGGCCGACCACAACAGCGACCACAUCGAAGAAGAUGUGGGCUAUCACGUCUUCGUGGAGUGCGAGGACUGCGAAUUCAUCCCGGCUGACCAUGUCAUUGUGACCGUGUCGCUGGGAGUCCUGAAGAAGCACCAUGAGAGCAUGUUCUACCCUCACUUGCCUGAAGAGAAGGUGCUGGCCAUUGAGAAGCUAGGCAUCAGCACCACUGACAAGAUCUUCCUGGAGUUUGAGGAGCCCUUCUGGAGCCCCGAGUGCAACAGCAUCCAGUUUGUCUGGGAAGAUGAGGCCGAGAGCGAGAGCCUGACCUACCCCGAGGAGCUGUGGUUCAAGAAGAUCUGCAGCUUCGAUGUCCUCUACCCGCCAGAACGAUACGGCCACGUGCUUAGCGGCUGGAUUUGUGGGGAAGAGGCCCUGAUCAUGGAGAAGUACGAUGAUGAAACUGUGGCAGAGACCUGCACUGAGAUGCUGCGUAAAUUUACAGGGAAUCCAAACAUUCCGAAACCACGGCGGAUCCUGCGAUCCUCGUGGGGCAGCAACCCCUAUUUCCGUGGGUCCUACUCCUACACUCAAGUUGGGUCUAGUGGAGCAGAUGUGGAGAAACUCGCAAAGCCACUGCCUUAUACUGAGAGCUCCAAGACAGUUCCAAUGCAGGUGAUGUUUUCCGGGGAGGCCACCCACAGGAAGUAUUAUUCCACUACCCAUGGUGCUUUGCUUUCUGGCCAGAGGGAGGCAGCCCACCUCAUUGAAAUGUACCAAGACCUCCUGCAGUGCAGGAACUGAGAGGCCUGAAUUUUCAGAAGAACCACUAACUCGUGAUUCCUUUUACGGUUGUGCAUUUAAAGAAUUCUCUUCUUUCUUUCUUUCUUUCUUUCUUUCUUUCUUUCUUUCUUUCUUUCUUUCUUUUUAAAAAAACUCAUGAUAGGAACAUUUUUAUCUUUUUAUAUAUAUCUAUUUUAAAAAGUCUUAACUAUUUUAACCCGUAGUUGGGCGACUGUAGUUUAUUUCAUCAUACUGUAUUGUUAACAGGGAAGGCUGCUCUGCCUGUCUGGGUGAAAGCUGUUUCUUUCUGUGUAAUUUGAGUUCUGACUGCAUUUCUGCCAUUUAUUUUGGAAGUAUUCCUUCCACCCCCCUCCACUGUAUUGUAAGUGCCUUCUAUACUUCAAUAAAUGUUGUAAUAAUCA